UGUGAACCAAUCAAAUUAUAAUAUGUCAAUCAUAAUAUUUCGAAAAUUUUAAAAUGAAUUUGAACAAAGUUGUACUACAACCACCCCGUGAGGUUUCUCCCUUAAUAAGAGGUGCUAGGUGGAGCUUUUUAUUGUUAGGCGUUGUAUAUGGCAUAUACAGAAAUAGGUCUUUGACUAAAAAAGAAAUUAUAGUUCGAGAAAUGCAAUUAAAACAAAAAGUAAUCAAAGAUGAACAAGACAAAAAACUAAAAGAAUAUUUAAAUAUAGAGGAAUUGAAGUAUUUAUCAAAAGAACUUGGAACUACUUUCUCUUAGAAAAUAUUUAUAUAACCAAUUUCUGAUUUUACAUUAUGAUUUAGUCGUAAUUUUUACUAUUUUAUUACGCUGUGAAUCAAAGUUUAUAAUAUAAUUUUGCAAAUAUUGAAUAAAUUAUUUUAUGCUUA
Gordionus sp. m RMFG-2023 is the source of this 442-nucleotide messenger RNA. Its product is annotated as ATP synthase subunit e, mitochondrial-like. Gene Ontology annotation, biological process: proton motive force-driven ATP synthesis. NCBI's taxonomy places the organism in Eukaryota, Metazoa, Nematomorpha, Gordioida, Chordodea, Parachordodidae. Bases 54 to 314 code for a protein of 86 amino acids. The record is from RefSeq and is a predicted model, not a curated record. Gene Ontology annotation, molecular function: proton transmembrane transporter activity. The transcript has 4 exons.